AUGGAUGCUCAUUUCGAGCGCCGUCUUCUCCUUUCCAUGAACGGUCAAAGCUCCUUGCAAUCGUCCUCGCCAUUCAAAAGUCCAAUUCAAUCGCCUGUGAAAGUCAGUGAUCGGUUCAUUCCAUUUCGAUCAUCAGUUGCAACCUCAAACUUGCACUAUCAAAUUACAACACCAUCCUCACCAAGUCAACAAUGUCCAUCGGUAUCACCCUCAAUAACGACCUCACCAAAUAAAAAACGCAAAUAUGAACAAAAUCAAAUUGGUCUAGGAUCAGGUGUCACUGCCAAUGAGCCCGAUUUAGCUAUCUACCGACAGCUGCUGCAGAAUACCUUGUUAAAUACGAAUGUCGAUUCUAUUUUAAAAAUAUCGGAUGUGCAAAAUACUAAUCAAGAGAAUUGCAAAACAGUAACACCGAAGAAAUGCUCAAUUAACAAGGAAAACUCAUCCGUUUUAUCAUCAUCAUCGACAACACCUAUAUUUCGGUAUUCUGAACGUGUAGAAAAUUGCUUUUCCAGCACAACAUUGAUCAAUAAGCAUCAUUUUACACAUUCUCCUUUGUCCAAUGCUUCUGUACACUUGCUUUACUCACCAAAGAAAUCAGUUCGUCGCAUACCAAAAGUUCCGUACAAAGUCUUGGAUGCUCCUGAUUUACAGGAUGAUUUCUAUUUAAAUCUAAUCGAUUGGUCGUCAUCGAAUGUGCUUAGUGUUGGUCUUGGCGCUUGCGUUUAUCUAUGCAACGCUCAAACUUUGUUUGAAAAUUUCAGCAGCCGUGUUGGUACAUUAGCUUGGAACGACUGGACAUUAUGUUCGGGUUCUCGGGAUCGUUCAAUAAUUGAGCACGAAAUUCGUCAACAAUCAACGACAAAUAUAUUCCAUGGACAUACACAAGAAGUCUGCGGUCUCAAAUGGUCACCUGACAAAUCAAUCUUAGCAAGUGGUGGAAAUGACAAUCGACUUUUCCUUUGGUCAAAAAGUCAACCGUCUCAACCAUUACAUUCAUUUGACGACCAUUUAGCUGCUGUCAAAGCAAUCGCAUGGUCACCUCAUCAACAUGGUCUAUUAGCAUCCGGCGGUGGCACAGCUGAUCGUCAUAUCCGUUUUCGUUCAUCGUUAACAUGUCAAACUUUAAGUGUAUGUGAUACAGGCUCUCAAGUAUGUCAAUUAGUGUGGUCAAAAAAUUCACCCAAUGAACUUGCUUCCACUCAUGGCUAUUCACAAAAUCAAAUUGUUGUUUGGAAGUAUCCGUCCAUGCAACCAUUAGCAAAGUUAUUAGGCCAUCAACAACGUGUUCUUUAUCUAGCCAUGAGUCCGGAUGGUGAAUCAAUCGUAACAGGUGCUGGCGAUGAAACCCUUCGGUUUUGGAAUGUAUUCGCUAAAGCCAAAUGUGUUCGUAAUCCUGAUUCGAAAUUGAAUGGAUUAAACCGAAUGCGUUAA
Messenger RNA from Adineta ricciae, 1434 nucleotides. NCBI's taxonomy places the organism in Eukaryota, Metazoa, Rotifera, Eurotatoria, Adinetida, Adinetidae. The record is from the annotation of a GenBank genome assembly.